CUGUGAGGAGCAGCGUCGUGUCAUGAGAAAGGAGGCGGAGGACGACUGGAUGCGUGUCUGACGUCCGAUCUUGUCUGUCCUUCUCCGGCUCUCCCACGUUCAUGAUCAGACACGCUAACACACUUUGACACACGCGCACACACGCACAAACACACGCCCCCCAAGCACCACAUCGCUCGCUCUCUUCGAUCACUCACGCAACACACGCUCUUUUUUUUCUCUUGUCUUCUGACGUCGAGCCCUGCCCUCCUCAGCACGAAUCCUCGCAAGCCCGUCCGCUUCUCCAUCAUCCCCCUGCUUGUCUUUUCUUUUGGCUUGCUGGGCUUUCGGCUUGCUCCCGAGGGGCAAGUUUCCUUUCUGCGUCUGCGCGUCGUACUACUCCAAUCUGCUCAUUCACUCUCGCUUGCUUUUUAUUAGCAAACCCAGUCGGAUAUAGCCAUGGUUUCCUUCAGCUGCGAGGUGAGCCUUUCCUCUGCAGUAUCCUGAUCUGUCCUCAUAUCCACACAUCGCUGUCCAUCUUGACGUGGUCGCUUUUUUUUUUUAACCUUACCUUGCGCUUCCCACAUGCCAACGCACACAUUCAUCUGCACGAAUACCCAACGAGCAGCCGUGCGUGCCCCAUGCAUACGCUCAUACGCUGCACAUUCUUCCGUACGCCAUUUGCAAUUUGACCACCGGAUCACUGACGACGAGUCACAAUUAGGCAUGCGGCGACGUUUUGACCAAGAAAAAGUUGGACCCUCAUAGGAGUCAUUGUCGACAAGCCCAAUUCACCUGCUUGGACUGCCAAACCACCUUCCACGGCGUUGGCUAUCGAGCCCACACGAGCUGCAUCAGCGAAGCGCAAAAGUAUCAGGGAAAGUUAUAUAGAGAGCCGAAAAAGAAAGGUGCCAACAGUGGCAACCCUGCCAACAACAGCACGCCCACAACACCCACCGCUAGUAAUAACGCAUCGAACGGCAAGCAGUCGCAGGCGCUUGUCCCUGCUGGAAGAAAUAUGGAAGGCCCUGUCCAGGAGGCCGACAAUCGUGUCGCACUGGUCGACGCACCGCCAAGGGCUCCGAGUCCACCGCCUAAGUUCAAUGUGUUUGACUUCAUGAUCCCCGCUGGCGAUACCCCGACCAAUUCCACGCAUCCUCUCGAAUCGCCACCUUCAAGCCCGUCGUCUUCUGAAGCGAGCACAGAUUCCUCGUCGGACGAGGACGAAGAGUCCGAUCCUGAUAGCAUGGACACCGACGAGAAUGACCCGGUUGUCGAUGCCGCAGAGGCUGCACGCGAGUAUAUGAAGCAAGAGCUGCUCAAGCAAGGCUACACAUUCGGUGGUGCCGAGCAGGUACGAUACGAGCACUUCCAAUCGUAUGCUCAGUUCCCACCCUCGCCAGCGGGUCAGUCCGGACAGUAUGAGACGCCCGCGCCGAAGCCGCAUCACAAUAGAAAUAUCUCGACGACGUCGGUGGACAGCACGACCAAGGAGUCGACAAAGAAGAGAAAGCGAGGCCAUCCGGAGGAGCUGGAUCUCUCUUCUGCUCGUGCGUACAAAGCCAACGGCGACGUUGUCAUGACAGAUGUUACCGCGCCUCUGCACUCCGGCCUCACGGGCGGUUUGAACAGGCUGCUCUCGCGCCCAGAGUUACCGCCAAGCCCUCCCGACGUCGACUCGCCGCAGAGCCCGCUCAAACGUUCCAAACAAGCCAGAAUUGAAGAUCGGCAGACGAAGGACAAGGACAAAAAGAGGGCAGAGAAGCUCAAGGAGAAGGAGGCCAAGAAGAGCAAAUCCAAGGAAGAAAAGAAGAAGGACAAGAAGGACAAGAAAAAUGUCAGCUCGUCUGUAGCUGUAAAGGAUCUCAAGAACGGGCAGUGGGUUCGUCGUCGCUCGCGGAAAGAUUCGUCGAUGCAACAGACGGAUCAACCAGCCUCGGAUCAGGAUGCCACUCCAACAGCGCGUAAGCAGCUCGCCAUCGAGUACAAACCAGACGGGGACGACAAGCUCAGGCCCACAUCCAAUAACGCUGUCGUUUUGCACAACAAGAAGUCUAUCGCCCGGGCUGAGGUCUUCCUGUCAGCGUCGGAGAAGGACCUGGACAGCGAGCGCGGAUGCUCUCUCAACAAGGCACUCAAGAGGUACUACCGCGACAACGGCCAGCGCAAGAACGCGAGGGAUGAGAAGGAGUUAUUCAAGACGUUGAGGAUGCGCAGAAACGACCGAGGCGAGCUUGUGCUCUUCAUUGACGGCUUUCAGUAGAGACUAAUGUUUGUAUUUCAUUCCAGCGUCUGCGUGCAUUUCCUCUCAUCGGCUUAUUUUCAAUCGUGGGAUCAGAAGGAAGUGGAGAUGUAUCAUACGCCUGGUGUACACAUUGAGAAGGAGAAUGGGACCAAGAAGGGAACACGAGCGAUCGGAAUCCCCCUUUUUAUUCGAUACCCAUGUGCGAGUAUGGGAGUCAAAACUCGACCAAGGCCAUUGGAUCCAGUAAUCUUUUUUAUCUUGACGCGACAAGUGGCCGAAAAUGAUACCCCCGGAGGAACCCAAAGGAACUCAGACUACACCCCGAUUAAAAGAUGCGGGGAGCGCAUAGACACACACACAAUCAUGACCACCACAGGCACCUAAUUAAAAAUCUCCUUUGCGGUUCUUUGGAUCUACUUAUGGAUCAGGAGUGAGACUGGAGCACUGGUAUAAAACACGUUUGUAUUCUUUGUCCGGGCUGGCCCCUACCAUGUAUCACGUUCGGUAGGCGCCCAGGAAUGUUUUUCUUUUUUUUCUUUUAUUUUCAUUGUCCUUUUCUAUUCUUCUUUUCUUUCGAGAGUUCAUUUGGCGUGGAGUGGGGGGGAGUGGUUUGGCUAUGUGGCAUUGGAAAUUUUUUUUUUCUUGUUCCUUUGUAAUGUGCGUUAUCAACCACAAAAUGCCACCCCAGCUACCACAAGAAUAAAAGAAGUCCUGGGGUGGUUGAAAGGGUUUGUAAUGUACCAUAUACGAAUUGUCAUGAUGAUGUCCUCUCAAAACUCUUUUUUGCGAACAAAAUUUUG
Molecule: messenger RNA, 3024 nt
Organism: Verruconis gallopava
Lineage: Eukaryota; Fungi; Ascomycota; Dothideomycetes; Venturiales; Sympoventuriaceae
Exons: 2
Coding region: 998-2242 (414 amino acids)
Biological process (GO): negative regulation of transcription by RNA polymerase II; rRNA processing
Cellular component (GO): nucleolus
Molecular function (GO): DNA binding
Source: RefSeq, a predicted model, not a curated record